Messenger RNA from Linum tenue, 1776 nucleotides. NCBI's taxonomy places the organism in Eukaryota, Viridiplantae, Streptophyta, Magnoliopsida, Malpighiales, Linaceae. The record is from the annotation of a GenBank genome assembly.
AUGGUAAAGGAGACUGAAUACUACGAUGUGCUUGGGGUCAGUCCGACGGCCACCGAGGCCGAGAUCAAGAAAGCAUAUUACAUAAAGGCACGACAAGUUCAUCCAGAUAAAAACCCUAAUGAUCCUCAGGCGGCACAAAAUUUCCAGGCAAGUUUUCCCUCACCGAACUUUCAUGAUGUCUUGGGAGAAGCAUACCAAGUAUUGAGUGAUUCUACCCAGAGACAAGCUUAUGAUGCCUAUGGGAAGUCUGGAAUUUCAACUGAAGCGAUCAUUGAUCCUGCAGCAAUCUUCGCCAUGCUUUUUGGUAGUGAGCUUUUUGAGGAUUACAUAGGACAGCUCGCCAUGGCAUCUAUGGCGUCAAUGGACAUUUUCACAGAAGGGGAGCAAUUUGAUACCAAAAAGUUGCAAGAUAAAAUGAGGGUUGUUCAGAAGGAGAGAGAAGAAAGACUAGCAGAACUACUAAAAAAUCGACUCCACCAAUACAUUCAAGGAAAUAAAGAAGAGUUUGUUAAACAUGCCAAGUCUGAAGUAACUCGACUUUCCAAUGCAGCUUAUGGUGUUGACAUGUUGAACACGAUUGGCUACAUUUAUGCAAGACAAGCAGCCAAAGAGUUGGGUAAGAAGGCUAUAUACUUGGGUGUGCCGUUCGUUGCUGAAUGGUUCAGAAACAAAGGGCAUUUCAUCAAGUCCCAGGUGACUGCAGCAACAGGUGCCCUUGCCUUGAUCCAAUUGCAAGAGGACAUGAAAAAGCAGCUCAAUGCUGAAGGAAAUUAUACCGAGGAAGAGCUUGAAGUAUACAUGCAAACUCAUAAGAAGCUAAUGAUCGACUCCUUAUGGAAGCUUAAUGUAGCAGACAUUGAGGCUACUCUUUCCCAUGUUUGCCAGAUGGUUCUUCAAGAGAAUGGUGUCAGGAAAGAGGAGCUUCGUGCUCGAGCAAAGGGAUUGAAGACUCUUGGCAAAGUCUUUCAGAGAGUAACGUCGACCAAUGGAAGUGAGGGUGAAGCUGAUGUAGGCAGUGCCCUGCAUAAGUUGCACGGAAGUGACUCAAGCUAUGAAGCAUUUUCUCCUGGCUCAUCCCCCAAGUCUGGAACAACUGAGGGAUCUUCUUACAGCUCAUUGUUCUCACAGAGCCCGUACGUGGAGUCUCCACAGGUUGCUGGUGGCCAGUUUAACUACGACUUCCCGAGGCCAACAGCACCACCUGGUGCAAAUCGAUAUUCUUCAGCUGGCGGCCAGGGCACCAGUCAUUGAACGUACCAAUGGUAUAUGCUUGCAUAUCUGUCAAUAGUAUAUAUAGCUCAGAAAAGUUGCUGAUGCUAAUUUCCUGAACUGGCAUGCCUUUGUUUUAUCCAGCACUGCGAGGGUUUAGCGUGAACAGUGUUGUGCGCCCAUUUGAGAUCCCAGAAGCUCGAUGGCAAUAGUCUAGUUGUGUUUUUUUUGCUGGUAAUUUGUUUGGCAGUGCAUGUAUUAUUCUAUUUGUUUGAUUAGCGGAUGUAUUAAUUAAAUCGCUGCUGUAAUAUGGUUUUCAAGUUGUGAGCAAUGUUGUCUGAUUCGUUUUUCCAUGUGCCCUUGUUGGGUGGUGUUUUUUUGGCUUCUAGGAAGAAUGGUCAACAACAUACGUGUGGUUGAUAACAAACUAUAAGAGGACACUUUUUAAAUUGUCUGUAUAUAUAUUAUUAGCGGCAAUGGUUUGUAUUGCAGCUUCAAAAGGAUUGGUUGCGUAUGGCAUAUAUUGCCAUCAUGUUAAGUGAUAAUGUCGUAUGAAGGUUUGGAAGG